AUGCCAACCUUCCUCAUCUUCCGGUCCGGUGCCGUGAUUGAAACCAUCCAAGGCGCAGAUGUUCGCAAGCUCACAACUGCCAUCGAGAAUGCUGUGAAACUUUCUGGCUCUGCGAAGCCUGUUUAUUCCAGCGCGGGGCGAACACUAGGCGGAUCUGCCCCUACGAGCUCCAGCACGAUGGCAAGAAACUUUAGCUUUGACAGGCUACUUCACGAUAUUAUUGCAUUUUUUGGCUUGUACCUCUACUCCCUAUUCUCAUUUGAUGCGUACACUGCAGCCGAGAAUUCGCCUUUCAAUAUCCAUAAGGUCCCUACGGCACCGGCAGCAAGAACAACCGGUGGACGAACAGGAGCAACGACUCAGGCCGGAAAAAAAUUAGGGACUAUCGCUGAUAUAGCUGGCAAAGACUGA
Messenger RNA from Sclerotinia sclerotiorum 1980 UF-70, 411 nucleotides. RefSeq lists its product as hypothetical. The record is from RefSeq and is a predicted model, not a curated record. The transcript has a single exon. The coding region runs from base 1 to 411 and encodes 136 amino acids. NCBI's taxonomy places the organism in Eukaryota, Fungi, Ascomycota, Leotiomycetes, Helotiales, Sclerotiniaceae.